AUUCGUUCCCAUCCCUACUUAAUACAUAUUUUACUUCCGAUCCGUUUAGUAGAAUGGAGCGCCGUUAAGAAACAUUACGAAGGCGCAAUUUGUCAAGUAAACAGACUUUUUGCUGAAGAUUUCGAUGGCAACUUUACAUUUGUCGUGACUGGAAGCAGAGCUGAAGGAUACGCUAUUCCUGUACAUAUACCAACGACAGUAACUAGAAAGGAGGAUCUGUUCCUUGGGGACUUAUCAGAUGUAGAUAUAUUGCACAUUAACAAAAUGAUUCCAGUUUCAACGAAGAAACUUCAGGACAACCACGGUACAAACUUUAAAGCAUAUCUGGAUUAUGACAAUGUUCAUCCCGGAUAUGCUCGUAUUUGUAUACCAGGUAUAAAACAAGAUGAUGAUUCGUUUGUUUUUGAUGGUGACGUUGGGAAGCAGUAUCUUAGUAGUACCAGAUACAUGAGAAAGCUGGUUUCUAACCUAUUUAAAUAUGACAAAGAAGAAACCACAGAAGUCACGAUUCAAGGACCAGCAAUAACAUUAGAUAACCAUAUUAAGUUAACUGCCGCAAAUAUGAAUACACCAGAUGGCACCGUACCUACAGAUUUGGUUUGUGCUUUACCCUGUUUACCAUGGCCUGAAAUUGCGAAUUCAAUAAAAGACCGAGCAGUUAAGUCAGAGUGGUUGCAGUUUCCUUUUGUUGAUUCGAUUGUUAAUGAUGGUUGUCAUAUUGUUGCGGUUCCAUCCAAGAGCAGUAAGAAACCAGAAUUAGAGUGGAGAAUAUCAUUUUCAGCGUCUGAGGGCAGACUGGCACGCGAGGUUGUCACCGAUAAGUUAAGACAAUGUUACGUGUUUUUGAAAAUUCUACGCUAUCAAAGCAUGAAAUCAAAAUCUAUUUUGUCUUCUUACGUAUUCAAGUCUGUAUUUCUACACUGUUGUGAACAGUUACCUGUUCACUACUGGAAAUACUUUCCGGGGAAUUGCGUACUAUAUAUGUUGGAUGUUCUGCUGGAAUGCUUGGAGAAAAAACACGUACCGACAUAUUUCCUUCCAGAAAACAAUCUAAUAGACCAUCUUACUGACGACGAAAUAACAACAGCAAUAUCGGCUGUGGAGAAACUUCGGCUAGAUCCUAUAACACCUAUUUUAGUCUUCAUGGAAGAUAAGAUGUUUGCCUGUCAUUGUAUCAAGUUAAAGUUUAGAACAAUGGUCAAACCACUUUUAGAUGAUAUAAAAGAAUAUUGACAACACAAAAAUAAGGUAAAAUCGAUUGAGAAGGGAAUUAUCACGACAUAUUACUUAAUAUGCAUUUCACUGCUCAAGGAACAGUCGGAUGACAAAGACGGGGAACUGCAGAAACAUCAAGAAGCAGUGCAUUUCAUAGAAGAUGAUGUGUAUACAAAUUGGAUCCAACCAUUGAAAGUCUACGAGUCUUUGAUUCAUUGUCUGAAUUCGUUUGGACUUGCAAUUAAAGACAUCGAAUUGUCAAUGAAAUUCUUUGAAGCAGUCGUAAGCUUGUCGGCUGAGAAUCCUGAACAUUUAUCAUGUCGUGGCAAUCUUGCGUGUAUUUAUCAUUCCGUCGCAUACGAACAUACAUUUGGAUCAGUGCUAAGAAAGGAGUAUUUAGAUAAAGCUGGUGAAAUGUUCAAACAGGUCUAUAACGAAGACAGAAGCAGUUCCAUUGAUUAUGUAACUUUCCUUGUGAAACGAAAUCAAUUCGAAGAAGCAAGACGAAUACUUGAAGAUAUGACAGAUAAAGGAAACAUCACUAACACUGAUUAUAUGUAUGACUCACGGGAGUGUGAAACGUUAGAAGAUCCACUGAAGACUCAUGUUCAAAAACACGGACAAAUACGUGGCGAUACUUUGUCGUUUGCAUACUUUUAUAUAGUCAAAUGUCUUCUUGUCAUUGAGAAGGACCCAAGGCGUUCUUCUCUGAUUACAGCAACAUUGAACAAAUUUAGCGCGUACUGUCACGAUAAGAAAAAUGAAAAUUUGUUUAUUUUACUGAAAUAUGCCAACGAAAUAGCAGCGCAAAUCUCCAUGGCAAAUAAUUCAAAUGAUGUAACUGUUCUACUGAAAUCUCUUCUUGAAGGAGUAAAAUUGUCUUUAGA
This is a messenger RNA of Mercenaria mercenaria, 2102 nucleotides long. RefSeq names its product nucleotidyltransferase MB21D2-like. The record is from RefSeq and is a predicted model, not a curated record. Bases 265 to 1233 code for a protein of 322 amino acids. NCBI's taxonomy places the organism in Eukaryota, Metazoa, Mollusca, Bivalvia, Venerida, Veneridae. The transcript has a single exon.